Molecule: messenger RNA, 4150 nt
Organism: Asterias rubens (European starfish)
Lineage: Eukaryota; Metazoa; Echinodermata; Asteroidea; Forcipulatida; Asteriidae
Exons: 10
Coding region: 334-3690 (1118 amino acids)
Biological process (GO): defense response to virus
Cellular component (GO): cytosol
Molecular function (GO): protein binding
Source: RefSeq, a predicted model, not a curated record
UUGAUGUCCAUGUCUGAGUUGCUGUCAUUGUUGUUCAUAUCUAGGUUGCUGUUAUUGUCAAUGUCUUAUUUGCCCUUUUGACUAAUUAAUAUUCACAUAGAGUUCACGCACGAAAAAACGUCUAAGUUGCUAUCAAAAGCUCUCCAUUGCUCGUUUACCAAGUACCAGUGCGGCUGAGUACCAACAACGCAGCUGUUUAUUUUCACUUCGGGCUUGGUUGGAGAUUGAGUAUGGUCAUCAGGAAAGUGGCAAGAGAAACCCGUACCUUUGGAUGAUUUCUUUUCGGAGAGGCUUAUCUAGGUUGUGAAGAGAGUAUUACACAUCAAUUCAAUCAUGUCCUCGACUACUGAACCACUUCAUUGGAAAGAGCAGCCGUGCCAUUUCACCUGGAAUCUUUCUGCUGGUGAUCUUACUGAUUUUGAAGGGAUCAUACGUAGAAUAGACCACGAUCUGAAAAUGACCCCAGAUUUGCUUCGAGUUGAUCAACUGCUGUUUAGAGCUUAUCUAGAAGUAUCCGACCGCAGAUUACGCUGGAACGUCAAGAAAGCGCGGAUUUUCCUGAACGAAGCAGACGAUUACAUUACUAAAACAGAACCAAAGUUGCAGCCUGGCCAGGACGAAGCAGACGAUUACGUUACUAAAACAGAACCAAAGUUGCAGCCUGGCUACAGAAGGGUGGCAAUUCUGAACCGUAUGUGGAUAGAGCACAACUCUCAUAAUACCAAAGAGGUAAACAAACUAUUGUCCAAGCUGAGUGGUUUAGGACAGGAUGAAACAGACGAGCUUGUUGUAAAAACGCUAUUGGCAAGUGCUCUUACACGUUUGGGGCCUACCAUGUACACGAGGGCUCUACAGAUCUACGAAGAGGCACUCCACGUGUUUCCGGAUAAUGCUGGCUUUCUAUUUGGAGCUAUUCUGGUAACCGGGAGGAUCAUGCGAUUUGAGAGACCUGUUGGGAGUUUGUAUGAAGACCUAGAUGAAUACGGCAUGAAGCUAAUGGACAAGGAGAAAGAAUACUGCGAGAAACUGAUCAGAGUAAACGACAAAUACCAACAUGGCAAUUCAUACCUAGGACUGAACUUAAGUCGACGCAGAGGUAGAACAGACGAGGCUAAAAAACACCUGGAAGAGGCACACAAACAGGCUCCCGAAGUGGAAGCUAUUUUUAACAACUUGAUGCGAUUUUACAGACGACGUGACACUGAUCUCCUGGAUCAGGCUAUAUUAAAAUAUCGUUCUGUCUUUUCUCAGAAAAUCAAAUCAAAUCAUGAUGUUCCGGAAAGCCACAAUCAGCUGGCAUUGUGCUACAUGUCUAAGGCCAAAUCCAAGAAGAGUAGCGCUGGAGAGAAAAAACAAUAUACCCAAAAAGCCCUCGAAGAGUUCGAUAAAUGUCUAGAAGAUGAACCGAUGCAUUUCGUAGCUGCUUUAAAGAAGGUGCAUCUACUUGCAGAUCAAGAAACAGAUGAUGAUGCGAAGAGGCGUUGUUACGAAGACAUUCUGCAGAAGUCGGAACAUUAUUCAACAGUCAACAAAUUAACUGUUUACUUUGAUUAUUCUAAGACAGGGUCUGCUUCAGACUUUAACAUGUUGCAAAAGGUAAUGGGCUUACUGUCAUCAUUUGAACAUCUUGAUGAAAAAACGUGCAAAUGGGAGUUUCAAGUAAGUAAGGCAAAGGCCGCAAGUGCGACUGCAUUUAAAAAGCUACACAGUCAUUACCUGGGCCAAGAAAAUGAAAAGCUACGUCUUGGAAUUUUGUACUUUCAAAACUUGGACUUUGAGGAGGCUAUACGGAAUCUAGAAAAGUUGAAUCCGGAAUCCGAUCUGGACAUUCCAUUCUACCUUGCGGCAGCGUAUCUAAAAUGGGGUCGUGGAAAAGAGAUGAGCAAGAAACCAGCAGAAGAUGUCAGAGAUUGUUACAAGAAGGCUCGCCGGAAUGUUUAUGAUGCAAGGAAGCAGGGUCUAGAUUUAAGCAGGGUGCGAAAGUUGUUGUCUGAUGCGGCUUUAGCUAUCGCCCAUUUCAACCUUGAAACAAACACAUCUCAGCAGAGUCGGAUUGAAGUUGAGUCUGAUUGUAUUGAGCCAUAUCGUGAAGCUGUUAGAUGUGGAAGCCUUGUCGCCAGUUUGGAGAUGUUACGACUGAUUAAGAAGGGGUUCCUCAAGAAAACGUCACGAUCAAAGUUCCUUCAGAUCCUUGCAGAAAUGGACAUCUGCUGUUCACAGCAGCCGAGUGAUUGCUUGCAUCGAGAUGAGAAACCACGUUCCUUUGUGAGUAGUGUGAAUAGUCGAGACACCGACAAAGACACAUUUGAGUUGGACUGCAAGAAGAUCAAGCAAAGCAUUUCGACCACGUUGCGUGAGGAUGCUUUCUUCAGGCAGGCAUGGGUGCAACACUUCGAAAUGGAGAAGAAAGUACUCGAAGAGAGAUUCCAGAUCAACAACGGAUGGUUAGCAAUGGAUGGACGGGAGGAAAGUUCAACCGAAAGCGUUUCCAAAGAAGAGAUGUACGCUGCCGUCGACUGCUGUGAGAAAUUACGCCCUCUGUUGGAUCACAUCAUUGUCAAAUUUGAGAAAGAUGGACUCGGUAUACAAGAAGAGAGGAGGGAUCAAUAUUUUCCUCUAACUGUUGGAGAGAAAGAUUCAGAGAAAACAGAGAAAAAGCUUCAAGAAAAACUUCAAUCGUACUUUGAGAUUAACUUUAAAGAGCACUACCCAAAUCUCUACAAGAAACUUGUUCAGGUACAGCCGUGCUACAACUCCGAGAACCCCUUUCUCGAAACACUCUUCACUCUGGUAAAUCAUGUCAAACACAGCGGAAUACACACACAAGCCAUCUUGAAAAUCUUGAAAGGUCAGAGUCCAGUGAAGCUUGCCCGACAGUGCAUCGAUAAAGUUGAAGAGAUAUACAACAUUUUUUUUGACGCCGUGACAGACUCGUCUGAAUUGCGAGAGAAGGUGGACAAGCUGGUGACUGAUUUGAAGGAUUCGAAACAAGAGCUGGACAAGACGUAUGACAAGGCAGAUGAACUUUUGAGGAUACUAUCAGACCGCAAAGAUUUCGUUGUAAGGAUGGGUAGUACCUGGAAACUCCUCGAGAAGCUGGCAGUAGUUCGAGAGAGGAGCAUGCAUAGAGGAAAAGAGGCAGUGAACAAGUUGGCCGAAGGGGCUCUUCGCAAGUCACACCUGGAACUUGAAGUGUCCAUAUUGCAGAAUGCUGACCUAAGUGCGAAUGAAGUUCUUAAGAAGUGUAGAGACACUUGCAGGGAGGCGGACAUACUAUUAAAGGAAGUGCUGAAGGCGAAAAUACAGGGCCACGACCCACAAGAUGACGCAAAGGUUCAGUUCCCUUUUGAAGAUAUGCACCCAGGAAGUGAUAUAAGUUCCUGGAAGGGAAAAGUAAAAAAAUGUAUUAAAAAAUAUAUCAAACAACUUGGAAUGACCCCUACUGACGACUUGCUGAAGGUUAUGUUACAGGCACAGCCAUGCAGCAGUGAGGAAAACUACAACUUUCUUCUCAUGCGAAAGUUCCUCAAGGAGUGCGAUGGUGCCGGUGAUUGCAUACCAAGUGAAGUUAGCAUACAGACAGAAAGCAAUGAGUUGAAGUCGCACCACGCCGUUGACCUUACUCGAUGGUGUACAGACAAUGCAGAGAAAAUUGCCUCCAAGGUUCAGAACUUGAUGACAAGUCGUUAGGCGCUGCCUAUAAUUUUGUCUGCCGUUCAGGCAACAGUCACAGACAGUCGUAGGUAGCGCGAGGUAAUUGCGACUGACUCACACACACACAUACUGGGAUCGAGGGUGUGUGUAUCGUCUCCGUAGCUACGCCGCGCUGUAACUACACACUGCGCUUAACAAUUACCGUCUUGACUACCAAGGUUCUGUCUACAGCUUAAAGAACUUCUUGCGUAUCCUUCCAUGUGGCCUAUCAUAGGUUUCUUUCAUUCAUUCAUUCAUUCAUUCAUUAUUGGUUUAUUCUUCAAAAACAAAAUCUCAAUGGCUACCAGAGAUCGAAUCCAGGAAAAUCUACAGAGGUACAGGUGUAUUACAAAUUAAUUUUAGGACAUUAUUGGUUUCGGAGGGAAAUAAUUAUUUACAAUGUAAACAAAAUUAUAUUAAUUUUUGGUUUUUACUCAUAUAUACACCGAUGUGUGAA